AUGAUUGUGGAACCAACAAAGCCCAACCAGCAGAUACAACAACUAGGCAACAAAACCGAAUGUGGUUUGCUCGGGUUUGUGCAGAAUAUUGGUGGAGAUUACGCAGAAAUUCGUCGCAAGUUUCCAGAAGAAAGCCUUCAUAAAGUGUAUACGUUCAAUUCAACGCGUAAAUCAAUGAUGACCGUGAUAAAACUGUAUUCGGAGAAUGGCACUGAAGUCGGGUAUCGAGUCUAUCAGAAAGGUGCUGCCGAACUUGUCCUUGCACGUUGUAGCCACUUCAUUGGCUCGGAUCUGAGCGUAAAUCAAUUUGAUCAUGAACGAAGGCAACAAAUCACCAGCGCUAUUAUCACGAAUAUGGCUGAACUCGGUCUUCGAACAAUUUGUAUCGCUUACAAAGACUACAUCAGGAAAUCUUUCAGAGAUGCGGAGCACAACGAGGUGAGUUUUUUUACCGUUUUCAUUCGUAGAAUCGGAUCAACUUUCAUGUGA
Messenger RNA from Anisakis simplex (herring worm), 489 nucleotides. The record is from the annotation of a GenBank genome assembly. Lineage: Eukaryota; Metazoa; Nematoda; Chromadorea; Rhabditida; Anisakidae.